Molecule: messenger RNA, 1263 nt
Organism: Eutrema salsugineum
Lineage: Eukaryota; Viridiplantae; Streptophyta; Magnoliopsida; Brassicales; Brassicaceae
Product: putative pectinesterase 52
Exons: 5
Coding region: 32-1042 (336 amino acids)
Biological process (GO): cell wall modification
Molecular function (GO): pectinesterase activity
Source: RefSeq, a predicted model, not a curated record
CAAAAACAAAAAAAAUAAAAACAAACAAAACAUGUCUUUUUUGUUCAUCUUCAUAGCUUUGCUUCUGAGUUCUUGUGUUGGAUCGUCGACAGCAACUGAUUCAACUUGUGGCAACAAAGUCGUAAGCACAAUCGUCGUCGACAAAACCGGUUCAGGAAAAUUCCGUACGGUUCAAGCUGCCAUUGAUUCAGUCGGUGACAUGAAUUCUCAGUGGAUCAAAAUCAAAGUAAAACGAGGUGUCUACGUAGAGAAGGUGACAAUACCGUUGAGAAAACCGUGCAUAAUAGUAGAAGGAGAUGGACAAAGAGUCACGACCAUCACGUACGAUGCUCACGAAGCGACUGACGUCAGCUCUACUUUCACUUCAUAUCCAUCCCACAUUGUCGUCCGAAACUUAACAAUCAUGAAUACGUAUAAUCGUUUGAGUUUUCGAAGUAAACCGAGUUGGCAGAUAAAGCCAGCGGUAGCGGUUGCGGUUUAUGGCGAUAAAUCAGCGUUUUACAACUGCGAUUUCUUGGGUUUACAAGACACAUUGUGGGAUGUUCAAGGCAGACAUCACUUCAAGGACUGUUACAUCGAAGGUGCUAUCGAUUUCAUUUUUGGCAGUGGCCAAUCUGUAUACGAGGAUUGUCAUAUAAACGCAACGGCGGGAGCAUUAGCAUCAGAAGUGACGUUUGGGUACAUAACGGCUCAAGCAAGAACGAGUGUUUCGGACCCAAGUGGGUUCGUGUUCCUACGUGGCAGUGUCUCAGGGACCACCAAUGUCUAUCUUGGACGAGCCUAUGGUCCAUUUAGCCGAGUCGUUUUCAUCCAAACCGAUCUCGCUUCCGUCGUCAUCCCUGAGGGUUGGCACCCUUGGCACUACGCUGGCCAUGAAAUGAGUUUCACGUACGCAGAAGUUGAGUGUAAAGGAGCUGGAUCGGAUAUAUCUAAAAGAGUCCCAUGGAUUGCCAAACUUCAGUCUUUCUACAGUAAACAACGAUUCUCAACCUCUACUUUCAUUGACCAAGAUGGAUGGAUCUCUAAUAUUCCUCCUUUUUAAUAAAUCUUUUGUUACAUUUUUAAUUAUCUCCUAUUCUAAAGAAAUCUUGUUAAAUACUGCUGUGUAUUAACUGUGUUUGUACUCAUGAAGGACUGUUAUCUUUUUUUUUUUUUUGACAACGAAGGACUGUUAUCUUUGAUCGCUAUUUUUCUCUAAAACGCUCUUCUAUUAUUUUUGGUCGCCAACCACACUCGUGGAUGAUUCGGUUGGCCACGUGUCUA